Molecule: messenger RNA, 660 nt
Organism: Cylicostephanus goldi
Lineage: Eukaryota; Metazoa; Nematoda; Chromadorea; Rhabditida; Strongylidae
Source: the annotation of a GenBank genome assembly
GCAAAGCCAUCCCGAGAUUGGGCGGCACCUCCAAGAGUUGCAGAUGAGAGUAUCGCCUACAUAGAGUAUUCUUGUGAUCGCGAAGGUGCUGUGAAAGGUGUGUGCAUAUCGCGACAGGCGAUGCUAGCUCAUUGUCGAGCUAUCACGGCAGCGAUGGACUAUAAGCAAGGUGAAACCAUGAUUUGUGUGCUGGAUUUCAAGCGAGAAGCUGGUCUUUGGCAUGCAGUUCUUGCGGCUGUGUUCAAUGGAAUGCGAGUAGUAUUUGUACCGUAUUCUUUGAUGAAAAUCAAUCCAGCAAGUUGGAUGCUUAUGGCGACGAAGUUGCAAGCUUCCGUUGCUUUGGUAAAGUCGCGAGAUCUUCAUUGGGGUCUCUUAGCCACUCGCGAUCACAAAGAUGUCAACUUAUCCUCUCUCAAAUCCUUACUAGUAGCUGAUGGAGCAAAUCCAUGGUCGUUGUCAUCUUGCGAUCAGUUUGCUGCCACAUUUGCCGCACAUGGGUUAAGGCCCGAAGCGAUGUGUCCUGAGUUAAUUACUUACCCCGCUCUUACUUUUGAUAUCCAGUUAGCAUCAUCUAGCAGUUUCAGGCGUACCUCGAGUGGAAGUGGUAGCAGUGGACGAGGAAUUUUGUCCAUGGCUGCGUUGAGUCAUUCAGUUGUCAGA